Messenger RNA from Henningerozyma blattae CBS 6284, 1056 nucleotides. RefSeq names its product mitogen-activated serine/threonine-protein kinase FUS3 (gene FUS3). The transcript has a single exon. Bases 1 to 1056 code for a protein of 351 amino acids. Gene Ontology annotation, molecular function: ATP binding; MAP kinase activity. NCBI's taxonomy places the organism in Eukaryota, Fungi, Ascomycota, Saccharomycetes, Saccharomycetales, Saccharomycetaceae. The record is from RefSeq and is a predicted model, not a curated record. Gene Ontology annotation, cellular component: nucleus; cytoplasm. Gene Ontology annotation, biological process: protein phosphorylation; intracellular signal transduction.
AUGGGAAAAAAAAUUGUCUUUAAUAUUUCAAGUGAAUUUCAAUUGAAAUCCUUACUAGGUGAGGGUGCUUAUGGUAUUGUUUGCUCUGCAGUUUAUAAACCAACUGGGGAAAUAGUAGCAAUAAAAAAAAUUGAACCAUUUGAAAAACCAUUAUUUGCUUUACGUACAUUGAGAGAAAUAAAAAUUUUAAAGCACUUCCAGCAUGAAAAUAUCAUCUCAAUUUUUGAUAUUCAAAGACCAGAGAGCUUUGAAAAUUUUAAUGAAGUAUAUAUUAUUCAAGAGCUGAUGCAAACAGAUUUGCAUCGUGUUAUAUCUACUCAAACAUUAACUGAUGAUCAUAUUCAAUAUUUUUUAUAUCAAACAUUAAGGGCAGUAAAAACUUUGCAUGGUUCAAAUGUAAUUCAUAGAGAUUUAAAACCUUCAAAUUUACUAAUUAAUUCAAACUGUGAUUUAAAAAUAUGUGACUUCGGUUUAGCAAGAAUUGAUAAUGGGAAUGAGCCUAAUGAGGGGAAAACACCAGAGACUAGUGCAAUGACAGAAUAUGUAGCAACAAGAUGGUAUAGAGCCCCUGAAGUAAUGCUUACUGCUGCCAAGUAUUCAAAGGCUAUGGAUGUCUGGUCGUGUGGCUGUAUACUUGCAGAAUUAUUCCUUAAAAGACCUAUUUUUCCUGGUAAAGAUUAUAGACAUCAAUUAAUGUUAAUUUUUGGAUUCUUAGGAACUCCGACUAUGGACGAUCUAGAGUGUAUUGAGUCUAAAAGAGCAAGAGAUUAUAUUUCGAGUUUGCCAAAAUACAAAGCAGUAAAUUUAGAAAAAACAUUUCCAAAUGUGAAUCCACUAGGAUUAGAUCUAUUGCAUAAGAUGCUACUAUUUAACCCAAAUAAUAGAAUCACUGCGGAACAAGCACUGGAGCACCCAUAUUUAAGAACUUAUCAUGAACCAAAUGAUGAACCAGAAGGGGAGCCAAUACCCCCAAGUUUUUUUGUUUUUGAUAAUUAUAAGGAUUCAUUGACAACGAAAGAUUUAAAGAAGCUGCUUUGGAACGAGAUUUUCAAUUAA